Rhopalosiphum maidis (corn leaf aphid) is the source of this 795-nucleotide messenger RNA. RefSeq lists its product as uncharacterized. Lineage: Eukaryota; Metazoa; Arthropoda; Insecta; Hemiptera; Aphididae. The record is from RefSeq and is a predicted model, not a curated record. Bases 174 to 509 code for a protein of 111 amino acids. The transcript has 6 exons.
AGGUAUUAGAAGGCUACGGUGUAUACUUUUACAUUCUUUAUGUAGUCUUUUACUGUACGCUCGUGUAUGUAUAUGUAAUGAAACAUAUAUUAUAACUGUGCGGUUUAUUGUGUUAUAUUUAAUAAAAAGUUUUUGGUUUAAUUUUUAUGGUUAAAAUUCAAAACUGAAGAAACAUGGAUUUAUCUACAUGUCAAAUUCUUUUCUUAUUCUCAAUACUGAACGUUGUAUUAGCUGGUGAUAUGAUGAGGAAAUCAAUUGUUUACGACAAAAAAACACCUAAUGUAUUUUAUUGUCCAUUAAAUAAACCUACUGGUUUUGAUAAAUUGUUUGUGCAUUCAAGACCACUAAAAAAAUUAUGCGAAUUUGAUGGAAAACCUUUGCCGGAAGACUAUAAAUCUGAUUGUUUUCAAGACGUUGAUGAAACUGAAUAUGCUUGCAAAGAAAAAUACAGAAUUAUGAAGAGAUUGUCGAAGAAACAACUGGAUAGUUUAUUCGGAAAUAACGACUAGAAUAACUUUAACAAAAUAACGCUCUGUAAUGUAAGAGAUGCGUCUUCACCCACCUGGUACCGAAAACGACAAAGAGAGUACAAAAUGGGAAAAAGCUUAUAAAAAAGUUGUUAGAAAACGUAAGAGACAACAAUCACAAUAAAUAGUUUUACAUAAUGAUGAUAAAUAUUAAGUAAUGGAUGAAAUACUUAGAUAUUUAGUUCAUAAUAAUAUAUAAUAGGUACCUAAUAAUAUAUUUACUACAGAUAACAAAUACAAAUUUAAAAAAACUAUUUAUAAAAAAUGG